Priapulus caudatus is the source of this 777-nucleotide messenger RNA. RefSeq names its product cytochrome P450 2C23-like. The transcript has 5 exons. Gene Ontology annotation, molecular function: iron ion binding; heme binding; oxidoreductase activity, acting on paired donors, with incorporation or reduction of molecular oxygen, reduced flavin or flavoprotein as one donor, and incorporation of one atom of oxygen. Lineage: Eukaryota; Metazoa; Priapulida; Priapulimorpha; Priapulimorphida; Priapulidae. The coding region runs from base 1 to 777 and encodes 258 amino acids. Gene Ontology annotation, cellular component: intracellular membrane-bounded organelle; cytoplasm. Gene Ontology annotation, biological process: xenobiotic metabolic process. The record is from RefSeq and is a predicted model, not a curated record.
AUGGCUUUAGCUUCUGGAUUGUGUGACAUUCGUGCGGUGGACAAAAACGUGCUGUAUACAAUUCCUCUCCUCCCUUCCUCGGCCUCCCUGCCCUGCUCAUCACUGACGGUGGUUGCGCAGCUGCUGCAGUUUCUCAGCAGUAACAUCGUCAGCGUCGUGUUUGUCGUCGUCACGGCUCUCGCGUCGUCGUACUACGUGAAGCGACCGCGUGGAGCGCCGCCCGGACCCCGCGGCUGGCACGUCGUCGGCUCCCUCUUCUCGCUGGCGGGCAACCAUGGGGGGCGUUACCUGAAGAAGCUGGGUGAGCAGUACGGACCGAUAUUCAGCCUCUAUGUGGGAGCACGGUUCUCUGUCAUUCUCAACGAUCUAGAGCUGGUACAGGAGGCCUUCAUGAAACAGGGUAACGUGACGUCAGCUCGACCCGAGACUUACAUCUCAAAGAUCUGCUUUGCUAAGGAUGACGGAGAAGUUUAUGGUCUCCUGGCAACACAGGGAAGACUGUGGAAAGUUCAGAGGAAGUUUGCGCUCAGCAAACUACGUGAGUUCGGCAUGGGGAAGGACAGCAUAGAGAAGAAGAUCCAGGAGGAGGCGUCCGCCUGUCUCGCACAUCUACGCGACACCAAGAGGGAGCCAUUCGACCCGGAGGUAGAAAGGAACACCCCUCUCCUCCGAAAUAUUGUCCUCAGCAAACUACCCACGGAUGCGGAGAAGCCCGAGCAGCAGACAGUGUACUGCAUCAUCGUGAUUAGUAUUACCCAGAUCAUCGUCUGCGGCUGA